This is a messenger RNA of Durio zibethinus, 1396 nucleotides long. NCBI's taxonomy places the organism in Eukaryota, Viridiplantae, Streptophyta, Magnoliopsida, Malvales, Malvaceae. The record is from RefSeq and is a predicted model, not a curated record.
UAGAAUUCUCAAAUUGAUAUUGGAUAGAGCAUGUCAGACCAACUGGAGGGAAAACCUCUCACCUCGUAAGGAUAUCUUGUUUCCCCACAUGCAUCAUUUAUAGCUUCACAAUAAUUGUCAUAUGCUCCUAUUAAAUGCUUCAUGGGUCGACAGCUAGUUCAAUAGAACACGAGCACUCGACUUAAUUGUAAAUUGUAAGUGGUAAUAUAGGAAUGAACUGGGGGCACAAUGCCAAUUCAUUUCUGCUUGGAUUUUGUAUUGAUUUUUCAUUCUUUCCUUUCCUUUCCCAAUUUUGUAUUACAUAUCCAUAUUCUACUUUGAUGCAUGUUAAGCUAUGUGGUCAUGCAACCUUAGCAUCUGCGCACAGUCUCUUUAUGGUAAAUUCAAACAUAAUUGAAUUUGACACACUAUCUGGAAUUCUAACAGCUAAAACGGUUCCAGAUGUUAAUCCAGCCUAUGUCUCCAAGAUACAGAAUGGUGGAGUGCACGAGUAUUUUCUAAUUAAACUGAAUUUUCCUAGCGUUCCCAUCACUGAAUUCAAUUCUGCUGAGGUUUCAGCUAUUUCGAAAGCCUUGAAUGGUGCUCCUCCGAUUGAUAUCAAGAGGACAACUACCGCAGAUGAUCUCUUUGUUGUGCUCCCAUCCAGAAAAUCUGUUAUUGAAAUUGGACCACUGUUUGAUGACAUACUGAAAUGUCCUGGACGAGGCUUAAUUGUUUCAGGGGUUGCUCCUCCAGAUUCUAAAUUUGAUUUUAUUAGUCGGUUUUUCUGCCCUAAAUAUGGUAUUAAUGAGGUGAUACAUUACACUUUAUCUCAAACAAUUGCUAUUUCUUCUAAGCGUCUACUUUGUUUGAUUCACUUAUCCUACACUUUGUGAGGAUAUCCAUGGAACAUAUAAGAUGCUUGACUCUAAUAUAUUACGUUCUCAGAAAGAACUUUUUGAUGUUAAUUAUCAAAUUUGUCUGCUGUAGCUGAUAAGCAUCAAAGCCUGGGAAAAGAAAUGAAUGAUUACUUGCAAAAAUAAAGAAAAUAAGUCAAUUGAUGCCAAGUUUUUAUUUUAGCAAUAACAUUCCAAGUUAUGUGAGUGUAAAAAGUACUUGAUAGCUGGUUGAGUACCGACCAAAUUUUAUUCUGAUAGAGGCAUGAUAAAUACCGGCAUUCAUGCAUAUAUGCUCAAGGCAUCUAUAGCUUGCCCGUUUCUCUUUGUCCAUUCAUUGAUGGAUCAUUAUUUGUCUAGAAGAUGGGUUGUACAGAUGCUGCCAUGAUAAAACUAGUGCAGACGUGCUUAUAUUAAACAACUUAUUCAUGUCUGUUUCGCAUAUCGAUCAGGAUCCGGUUUGUGGGAGUGCAAAUUGUGCAUUGGCACCCUAUUGGACCCAAAUGCCGAAAAGUGUGAUU